Molecule: messenger RNA, 1476 nt
Organism: Poeciliopsis prolifica (blackstripe livebearer)
Lineage: Eukaryota; Metazoa; Chordata; Actinopteri; Cyprinodontiformes; Poeciliidae
Gene: mgmt
Product: O-6-methylguanine-DNA methyltransferase
Exons: 6
Coding region: 69-821 (250 amino acids)
Biological process (GO): DNA repair
Cellular component (GO): nucleus
Molecular function (GO): methylated-DNA-[protein]-cysteine S-methyltransferase activity
Source: RefSeq, a predicted model, not a curated record
CGCUGCUGGAAGAAACAGGAAGUGUCAUUUGUUGUUCACAGGAAUGAAGAUUGCACUAUAGUCGGAGUAUGAAAAAGACAUCAGUUGGCAGCGAGAUAAAGAAGCAAGAGGAGAGCCGGUGCACUCAGAAGACCAUCUCAUUGCUGAGCCCCCUGGGGACGAUCCAAGUCAGUGGAUGUGAGAAUGGUGUGCACACCAUCCAGAUCCUAAUGGAUGUCGCACCUGCUGAAAGGUAUUUUGUGGCAGAUGGACAGGAAAGCCAAAGAACACCAACAAGCCAUGACGCUUUGCUACAGAGCAGGAACUGCAAGAGCACCAUAAAGGCCAAAACUUUGAUGUUGGAGAAAGAUUUAAAAAGGAGCAGCAAGGCCCCCCUGAGCUGCGUGGUCACCGAUAGCCCAGCAGAAACGAGCCCCGAGAUGCAGCGCUGCGUUGAAUGGCUCCAGGCGUACUUCACCGAGCCGCAGACCGCUGGGAGUCUCCCGCUCCCUGCCUUUCACCACCCCGCCCUGCAAGGAGAUGCCUUCACCAGCCGCGUGCUGCAAGUACUUCUGAGGGACGUGAAGUUUGGAGAGACGGUCUCGUAUAAACGCCUCGCCGAGAUGGCGGGAAACCCCAGAGCGGUGCGGGCGGUGGGAGGGGCCAUGAGGAGGAAUCCGAGCAUCACACUUCUCCCUGCCCGUCUGUGCCAGGUUCCUCUACUCAUUCCUUGUCACCGAGUCAUUUCCAGCUCUGGACAGAGUGGGCCGUACAUGAGCGGCAGGGGCGACCAUCUCAAACAAUGGCUGCUCACCCAUGAGAGGCAGAGAGGGGAAGGCUGAAGCAUGACAGAGCCCGACUGUCCUUCAUUCAGUGCGCACACACCCACACACACGCACAGGGUUGUUUUCUUCUUCUUCUUUUUUUUCAAACACAAAACAAGGCUAUAAAGUUAGGCAUCUUGGCACAAACUGUGGAACAACUGGAAUUACUUGGAAACACUCACCGUAGUUAUUUAUUUUUUCUUUUUUUUUUUAUCUAAGAAUAGAGAUGCUGCAUCGUUAAUGCGAUACAGAAUUGUUGCAGAAUUAGAUUGUUGCAAAAAUAACUUAAACAGAGAACAGUAGGAAUUACAAACAUAUGCUCCCGUGGGUCCUCAUUGCAUUUGCCAGAUAGUGCUGGAAUGGUUUUUCUAAAGCAUUAUUAUUCCCUUAAAAAUAUGUCUCUUGCAUUGUUGUUGUUGUUAUUUUUUUCUUCCUUAGCAGAAUUAGUCUUUGUACCUCUCGUUGGUUUUUUAAUUUCCUGCCAAGUGAAAGCUUUGUUCGACAUCCAGUGAUAAAGGCUCCGAAUUUUAUGGCUACAAAGCUUUGUAGUGAAGCAUUUGUUUUGUCUUCAUUUAGAUCUCAUUGUUUGCUCUCGCCUUAUAAUCCACCUAGAGUGGAGAGAUGUCUCAUGCGUUAUAUAUACUGUACUCUUCCUCCGUUUCGACAUGUUUAA